This is a messenger RNA of Trichoderma atroviride IMI 206040, 1340 nucleotides long. RefSeq lists its product as uncharacterized. The record is from RefSeq and is a predicted model, not a curated record. Gene Ontology annotation, cellular component: cytoplasm. Gene Ontology annotation, molecular function: GTP binding; zinc ion binding; GTP cyclohydrolase I activity. Gene Ontology annotation, biological process: tetrahydrofolate biosynthetic process; tetrahydrobiopterin biosynthetic process. Lineage: Eukaryota; Fungi; Ascomycota; Sordariomycetes; Hypocreales; Hypocreaceae.
GUCGCCGGAAGGCCUGGAAAGGCCGCAUCAUCAAUCACAAGACAUUGGAGCUGCGAAGCCCAUCAGCUUGGCCCAAUGUCUCCUCAGUCCCCGACCGACGCCCGAGAUUCGCCCGCCUCGUCCGCGAGCGGCGAAAAGAAGCGCAAAGUCGCCGAUGCUUCUGCCGGCAAGAAGCGCGGAUACGGCGAAAGCGCAGGGCUCGCAAACGGCUCCAGCAGCCACGUCGUGCGGCGAUCAAGUAUAAGCAAGCCCGGGCGUGAUCAGCGCGACGAGCCCAUACUCAAGCACCGCAAGAAGCGGAAGCGCCGCCAGGUCGCCGAGGACCGACCAAAAGACAAUGGAGACCAAGUCCAGGCCUCUUCCGAAGCAACAUCCUUAUCACGACAGGAGAGCCCUGUCGUCGACUUCGACGGCCUCAGCCGGCCGAGCAUAGGCACACGCCAGCGAUUGGAAGAGAGCGAGAAAGAGAAGGCCGCUCGACUUGAGCGCAUGAAAGGAGCCGUCAAAACGCUGCUUGAAUGUGUUGGAGAGGAUCCGAACCGAGAAGGCCUUUUGGCCACGCCAGAACGAUAUGCCAAAGCCAUGUUGUUCUUCACUCAGGGCUAUGAACAAAACGUAUUCGACAUUGUCAAUGGCGCAGUCUUCCAAGAGGGACACAACGAGAUGGUUAUAGUAAAAAACAUCGAAGCCUUUUCCCUCUGUGAGCACCACCUGGUGCCCUUUACAGGCAAGAUACACAUCGGGUACAUUCCGAACAAUGCCGUUAUCGGUAUAUCCAAGCUUCCACGAAUCGCCGACAUGUUCUCUCGUCGGCUGCAGAUUCAGGAGCGCCUUACUAAAGAAAUAGCCAAUGCUAUUUUCGACAUUUUGCAGCCUCAAGGAGUCGCUGUAGUCAUGGAGUCGAGCCACCUAUGCAUGGUUAUGCGCGGGGUCCAGAAGACGAGCAGCACCACCAUCACAAGCUGUAUGCUGGGCUGCUUUGAACGCAGAGAAAAGACUCGAAACGAGUUUCUCAGCCUGAUUAAUGUUAACCGCCUCUAAGGCGUAGUUUUUUUUUUUCGCUUCCAGUCCUAUAUUCAACAUUCUGCCACUGGCUUUAACGGUGAGCUUCCCCCCUCACACGUCUUUAAGGGCAAAUGAUAUUCUUGCAUCAGCCUCUUUGCAGUCAUAUUCUGCAUUCUACCAUUCCUAUUUACUAGCAAAUUAUUUGAUCUGGCUGAAAAGCAUGGCAUUAUAAUACAAUAUAUGCCGAAUUGAAAUCGCUUUAGUAACAUACGGAUAAACAUUGCGUCCACUUUUGCCAUGCUCUGUAUGAUCAAUAAAGAUAUUUCUCAUACUGC